UGGCCCUGCAACUGCAAGAGGUAAACUAACCCACACACAUCCUACACAUCUCACACCCAGCUUUGCGAGGCAAUUCCUUGUACUUGUAGCUAGCUAGGCAGGAAGAAGAAAAACCAGCACAAGUAUGGCCUCAAAGCCUGGCCCCCUCACUCGCUGGCCAAGGCAAGGUCUUGGAAACUACAAGUACGCGCUGGUGGCACCAUGGGCGGCGCGCAGCACGUACAGGUUCGUGACAAGCGGGAACGAGGAGCGGGACCUGCUCGGCUUCGCCGUGCUGCCGGUGCUCCUCCUCCGGCUCCUCUACGGCCAGAUCUGGAUCACCGUGUCCCGCCACCAGACGGCUAGGAGCAAGCACAGGAUCGUCGACAAGAGCCUCGACUUCGACCAGGUCGACAGGGAGAGGAAUUGGUUCCACUCGCUGCACCACACACAUUUCCGCAGCAACUACUCGCUGUUCAUGCCGCUCUACGAUCACCUGUACGGGACGGCGCACAAGUCGAGCGACAACCUGUACGAGCGCGCGCUGCAGGGGAGGGAGGAGGAGGCGCCCGACGUCGUCCACCUCACGCACCUCACCACUCCGGCGUCCCUCCUCCGCGUCCGCCUCGGCUUCGCGUCCCUCGCUGCCGCGCCGUCGCCGCUCGCGUCCCGCUACUGCUGCAGUGUCCUGGCGGCGGCGGCACGCCCGGUGGCUGCGCUCGUCGUUGCGCUUCUUGGCCGGACCGCCUUCAGGUCCGAGGCCAACAGGCUCCACAAGCUCAACUUGGAGACGUGGGUCGUUCCAAGAUACACCUCUCAGUAUCUAGUGUCCAAGAAAGGUCUGCGUUCGGUGUGGCGUCUAGUGGAGAAGGCGGUGGAGGACGCAGAGGCAAGUGGUGCGAGAGUACUCACGCUGGGUCUACUGAACCAGUCCAACGAGCUGAACAAGAACGGCGAGCUGUACGUCAUCAGGAAACCUAACCUGAGAACCAAGAUCGUCGACGGGACCAGCCUGGCCGCCGCCGCCGUGCUCCACAUGAUCCCUCAGGGCACCACCGACGUGCUCCUCCUUGGAGACGCCACCAAGAUCAAGAUGUCGUCCGUGCUAGCUAAGGCGCUCUGCCAACGCGAGAUUCAGGUUCAGAUAGUCGACAAGGACCUGUACGAGUAUCUGAUGAGACAGGAGCUGCGCCCAGAGACGCACAAGCAUCUCCUCCUCCUUUCUGACGGGAUCCGCAGCAGCAGCAGCAGCAGCAAGGUGUGGCUCGUCGGCGACAAGCUGACGGGCGAGGAGCAGAGGGCAGCGCAGGCCGGCGUCCACUUCGUGCCCUACUCGCAGUUCCCACCCGACGCCGCCGUCCGCGGCGACUGCGUCUACCACAGCACGCCGGCGCUGGUGGUGCCGGACGCCUUCGAGAACCUCCACGCCUGCGAGAACUGGCUGCCGCGGAGGGUGAUGAGCGCGUGGCGAGCGGCGGGCAUCGUGCACGCGCUGCAGGGCUGGGACGACCACGAGUGCGGCACCAGGGUCACCGGCGUCGACAAGGCCUGGCGCGCCGCGCUCGCACACGGCUUCCGCCCCUACGACCGCCAACCAUGACCCUGGCUCUUGCGCCAAGUCACCGAGGAUUGGACGGACGACUACAUAUACGUACGAAGUGUCAAGCGUGUGCGUGGAUAAUGGAUGGCUUGUUGUCCCAGUGGUGAAUCCAGAACCUUGACAAGAGAGAGGCUAAGGAUAUCUUACUGGUGGCACACGCUAUAAGAUAUAAGUGAGAGAACAAAAAGUAUAAAUAAUGAUAUCAACUCAAAAUGCUCAAGCAAUAUGUAGAAUAUUAUUGAUGGAAAAUAUCUAAUAAAGAACAUCCGACAGACAAAAAAAAUCACAUAUGCCUUUAUAAUUUCACACCAAUUUCUGUGUCA
Molecule: messenger RNA, 1902 nt
Organism: Sorghum bicolor (sorghum)
Lineage: Eukaryota; Viridiplantae; Streptophyta; Magnoliopsida; Poales; Poaceae
Product: protein ECERIFERUM 1
Exons: 7
Coding region: 125-1579 (484 amino acids)
Biological process (GO): lipid biosynthetic process
Molecular function (GO): oxidoreductase activity; iron ion binding
Source: RefSeq, a predicted model, not a curated record